GGUCGAUAUCCCCUGGCCCUGGCUCAAGGAGAGCAAUGGCGUGGAGCAGGGCAGCACACCGGCGCAGCACCGUCAUGCCACUCCUACGCGCCGCGCUCCGCCGCUUCCUCUCCACGGAGUCUUCGGGGUUCCCGAAGCUACGGAAUCUUCCGUACCGACUCCGCCGCGCCGCCGUCCCCGCUGCUCGCACCGCCGUCUCCGACUACCUCAUCUCAACGCGCUGCCUCCCCUCCUCCCACGCCGACUCAAUCACUGCGCUCGCGCCGUGCUCCCUCCACACCUUCCUCGCCGGCAUCCCAGCCGUGCCCAGUACGCUCCCCUCCUCCGACCUCCCCUCCCUCCUCCGCCGCCACCUCUCCUACCAUCCGCUCAACGAGCUUCCCUUCUUCCUCGAGUCCAUCGGCUUGCCCCCCUCCACCGAUUCCGAUCUCAUGUUCCUCACUGACCAUCCGUCCCUCCUCCCCGCCGUUGCCGCGCUCGCGCAUUUCGGCUUCCCGUGGUCCCGCCUCGGCCUGCUAUUCCCCAAUGUCCUCCUCCAAGUCCCUCCCGACCUCAUCUCCGCCCGCCUCGUCGCCCUCGAGGAAAGCCUCCGCCCGCUGCCCCGUGCUGCGAUUAUCGCUGCCUGCCUCUCUUUCCCCUCGCUUAUUGAGAACGAUCUCUCCAGCAGUGCCCCCCUUGUCGAUGAUCUUAUGAUGGCGUAUGGAGGAUUGGGUCCGGAUUUGGGGGCUAGCAAUGACAUUGAUGUCUUCUUGCGAGUGUGCGGCAGGAUGCAGAUGUUCUACGAUGCUGGGGUGAAGAUUGGGAGCAUCGGGGGGCUUGUUGGGUGCAAUCAGAGGGUUUUUCUUGAGCUUAAGGAGGAGCGGAUUGGUGAGAGGUUGAAAUUCUUCAAGAGGCUGGGGCUGGCAGGGGAGGAGGCAGGGAGGUUCUUACUGAGCAAUCCUGGGGUUUUGGAUCUUGAUUUUGAUGAUGUGGUGAUCUCAGUGCCAGAGUACCUGAGGAGAGUUGGGUUGGCAGAUGAUGAGGUCGAUGUGGCGGUGAAGACGCACCCGUAUGUGGUUGGGAGGAACAGACUGGAGAACCUCCCUGGUGUGCUGCGUGCAAUGGGACUGAAUCAUCGUUUCCUGGAGAAGAUUUCUGGUGGUGGUGAGAGCUUGCGGUAUUUAUCACCAGAUUUCGUGUUGGAGGAUACUAGUUAUGAUAUGGAGGUGGAGAGAGCAUUCUCAGACAGAAUGGUUAAGGUGAAGGCGGCGAUGAAUGCACAGCAUGUGGACACCAAGCUUGAGUUCUUGAAGAGCAUUGGGUAUGGUGAGAACAAGAUAGCCGCACACGUACUUCCUGUUCUGCACAGCACUCGGGAAAUGCUGAAUGAGCGAUUUGACUACCUCCUGGAAAGAGGGGUGGAGUACAAGAUGCUGUGUCGGAUCGUGAGUGUGUUCCCAAAGGUGCUGAACCAAGGCAAGGAGAUGCUCAAUGAAAAGUUAAACUACAUGACUCUGGAUCUGGGAUACUCUUUGGAGUAUCUUGAUUGCUUCCCAGCAUUACUGUGCUUUGAUUUGGAGAACCGGGUCAAGCCUAGGUAUGCAAUGCUUCGGUGGCUCCAAAGUUAUGGUCUUCUUAAAAGACCAUUAGCCCCUGCAACUGUGCUUGCUAACUCAGAGAAGAGGUUCAUUUUCAACCUCUACAAUAUGCAUCCUGCAGCGCCAAAGCUGUGGCUCGAGUGCUUCUCUUCAAGAAUACACAUGGAAUAUUACCUCAAGAAUAUACAGUCUCAGCAUCCAGAUAAUGAAUAAUUAGCUAUUGAAUUAUGUUGGCAAGAUUAUCAGAGCCGGAGGUACAGAGGAUUGUCAUCUCCAAUUGUGGCAUGCUUUCCCUCAGAAGGUACCUCUGAGUUGUUAUAUUAUAUCUUCCCAUUGUGCAAAAUUCUUUGCUCAGCGUGUUUUAGCUGUAGACACUGGAUGUAGGAUGAAAUGAAAUAUAUCAAUUCAAUAGCCAACCAUGUAAUUCAAUUUUGCAAAAAUUGUGCUGUACAUUGUAGCUCUGAGACUAGUUACAUUUCCGCCCUGUUUGGCGGUUAUGUAUUUCAAGGAAAGAUAUUCUGUAUUGAUCCGAGGUGAAAGACUAGCACUGAUAAUAAUUAACUUUUUGGUUAUUGAUCGUACCAUCAUCCUCAUAUCAUUGCAUCAUGUUGAACUCAUGUAUAAUUCAUGAUAAGUUCUUCCGAGUGGAUGAUAUUUUCCGGGCUGAUCACUCAGCCAUGGUAUCUUCUCUGGUGACACAAUGGUAAGAACAUACUAUAUUAAACAUAGAUUGCUCGCUUCUGACAGGAAAAAACUUUGAUUUUAUUUGUAUCUCUCUUCUUAAUAGGUGGUGAAUAAAGGGGCUUCGCAGGGCCAUGCAUUUGCGGCCGUUAGAUCUGGAUUAUGGCCAAUGGUUAUCUAUCUAUGAUACAAGAUAGAGUCAAAAGGGACAACAUGGUAUUCUCUGAUACAAGUUCAUGGCACCUUGGAUUGGAUCCAUAUGGCGCAUACCAGGAACAAAAACUUCUUAUGGUGCAAAGAUUCUAGUGGAGGUAUAAAUAUGUAUUUAGCUGCAGAGGUUGGCCACUCAAGGUGAUGCAAGGUUCUCUCUUCCAUUGUGGGGUUAGCUGCCAGUGCUCACUAUUUUUCUCUACCGCAGGUUUGAUUUCACACUUCCACUUCAUGCCCCUGCGUUGUCCACUCUUCCAGACUCAACCAAUGUUGCGCUGCAGCUGGCCUCACUACCGGAUGAUUGUCACACCGCUCAUCUCCCUAGGACAACCUUCCGAGGACUGGUCAUCGCCUCUUACCAUCACAAGAACUAUCCAUUCUUUGAGUGAUUGCAGGUAAUCUACAAUAUUCAUAAAGCUUAAUCGAAAACCAUAGGCGUGAGGGUCACCUUUCGAAUACAUAUUGUGGUCAUUGAAAACUUUCCGUGUAGACUUGGUACUGUUCGCUCUGGUGUUCCAUGGCAGUGUGCAACAUCUAUUGGAUGAUACAAAAUGUGUGUUCCCUGCUCUCUUUUUUCAUAUGUAUCUUCAUUUAUAUAGCAUUUCCUGUGUUUCAAAAUAUUUGGCAGUAUAUUCUGUUAAGUUUUGAAUAAUAAUAUCCUAAAUAAUUUGGAUAAACGAUAGCUUGAUGCGUGCAUGUGUAAUAAACCCAUAUAUUACUUUGAGAAAUGUUUAUACAAUUUAUGCUGCAUUGUUGCCUUCUAAUUUUUAAAUCCUUAGUUUUUUAGCCAGACGGGGAGCAUGGGCGCAGCGGUAAAGCUGUUACCUCCUGCAGGUUCGAGUCCUCGAAACAGCCUCUUGCAUAAAUGUAGGGAAAGGCUGCGUACAAAAGACCCAGAGUGGUCAGACCCUUCCCCCGGACCCUGUGCAAGCGGAGCUACUCAGCAACGUGCUCCAGGCUGCCCCCUUUUUUUAGUUUUUUUAGCCAAAACUUUAGAAAUUUCUCUUGCUAUAUUUUCAUUGUGUUGUUACUAUUACCUAUGUUUAUAUUCUCUUGCUAUCCUUUAUUUCUAAUCUCCAGAUUGACAACCACUAAAAUUUGUACAGAUAGUAAAAGUAGCUGUACACACUUAGGUCUUACUCUGCAAGUAACCGAACAAAUAAGCAUUUGAUUUCUUAACUGAAGAUAUGACUAUUACCAUUUUAAAUGAUUACCGUUUUCUUCCCUUGGUGGUGCUUACGAAAUGGUAACAGCAAAAAACAAGUGACGUGAGGCAGAAAAAAGAAGACAUUCCUGAGUUGAGAUUGCAAGGUUGAGCAUUACAAAUCCCUGCUAUCUGAAUGUGAAGUCAAGACGAAGUCCAAGGUGGAGGAGCUGCAAAAAACUAACAUUCUGCAGGUCAUGGUCUUAUCAAAAUGAGGAGUGAAUUUCGACAACCAGUGCGCCUGCAUGGGCUAGUACUUCUGAUAUUUAUUUAUGGAUUUCCUUGCUCCUUUCUUCUGUAUUGUGAUUGAUACCGGUGGUUUUCUCUAUAUCAGGCCAGAGUUGUUACUACUUAAAGUCCAUGGCUGAUGUAAUUGUUGCGAAGAACACUGUCAGUUCAGCGGUUGUCAUGAACUCAUGAUGCAAACAAUCGGCUGUUGUUACAUAACUGGCGUGUCUCAGUGGAUGCAAAAUACCAUAUUGGUGACAUGUGAUAAACGUAUGCUUUCCAUAAUGAUAAUGGAGUGAGGAAGAUAUGCGUCGUGUCUUUCGAAACCCACUCCACCUUCUUUUGGCCUGAUAGUUGGAUCUUCUUCCAACCCCUCUCCUUAACCUUUCCCCACUUAUACUCCUGCUUUACCAAUCCCACUACUUUGGUCUCGCAACUCAUGCAGAACGGAUUGCUAGCUAACCUGCGAAAUUGCAUUACCGCGGUUGCCUCUGCCGAGCUAGCUGUUGUGUUGUCUUCGUUGCAGGAUUUCAACCACAACGCUGUGGCCGCUGACAGGUACCUCACUCACGGGCUUCCGUUCUCCAGCAAGAACAUCUACCAUCUCCUCAUUGGACAGCCCAACCAUGACAUUAAUGCCCGUCUCAUUCGGGCAACCCGUGUCCCCAUCAAGGCGCAGGUCUUCGGCUGGCUACUCUUCAAGGACUGCCUCAAUUCCAAGGUGACCUCUUCCACAAAACCAUCGUCCCCGACACCAUUUGCAUCAGAUGGGUGGAUUUGCAGCUGAGUUGCGAGGUGAUCCUGUGCAUGACUUGCAUCAAUGCUCCGUUCAGGUGCCCUCUGAAAACAUCAACAUCUUCCCGUGACUCAGCUUUAAAAUAAAUGUGAAGGCGCAAUUUCCAUUGGGGCUUUGCCAUGCAGCCAUCUAGAGAUCUAGAAGCUUGUCUUCUUUUCAUUCCGAGAUGAUUCUUGGUGCAAGCAUCAAAGAGACAUUGAUCUGUUAUGUCGCCAGGGAUAGCAGUAUCAUGCCAAGGCUUGUUUUUUUUUUUUUUGAACAGAGAGAGGCGUUCAUCUCAUAGACAUUGUACAGCAGUGAUUACAUAGCCCUGCGAGCAAAGAGUUUGGAAGAUGGACUCAACUGGACAGCAGCUAUUUCUAUGAGAAGAAUUAGUGCAAGUAAAGAUAGGCCUAGACAAAGAUUGUCUAAUUGCCUGAUGAGCACAGUUAUGCGCUACCCCAUUUAUAUCUCUUUUAAUAUGAUACACUGCAUGGGAUAGAAAUUGUAUUAUUUUGUGGAAAUCUGCAAUUUGCACUCUAAUCUCCCAAGGGACCUGCGGAUUCUGUAAAGAGGAGGCCACAACUGCUUUUGCCAAUGUCAAGCUGUCUGUUAAGAAUGUGACUUGUUGGAUCUGCAGUAAGCUGGCCACCUUCCCUGCUAAGUUGAGAGCUGCAGCUUCAGCUUGUAAGACAGUUGGAGUCACCGACAUGGAUGCUUGUAUCAACACAGUAUCAAUGUGAUGCAAAUUCUGAAGUUUACAAUACACUCCUAUUCCUGUCGCCUCUUGUGCUUGAGAUCCUGGAAUUUUCUUGAUUUUCCAUGCUGCAUCCGAGAAGAUCUUGGGGCUUGGUGAUCUGUCCAACUGAAGAAAUGCCAACGCAGUCGCAAAGCCUUGCUGGAUUUUCGGAGAUCCAGAAUACCUAGCGCUGAAGCUUGACCUACUACUUGUAUGAUGAUGUGAGGUGCAUAUGUUUUAGUUGGGCGACAUGGAGGAGUUUGAUUCUAGAGUGCCUAUUUGACUGGUGGUACUAGUGCAUUGAAGAACCAGUACACGCUAUUGUUCUACAACUAAGUAAAUCAAAAGUAUGCAGUAUUGUAUUUCUGGGGGAGAAAUUGAGCAUCAGUCUCUGCAGGAACGUCAGGGCAUAAGGAUGGAUGGGAUCGAAGGAUAAUUGGUGCGAUGGAUGGGAUCGAAGGAUAAUUGGUGCCACGGCUUUACUAAACACUGACAUCGGAGAUAAUAAAGUUGAGAGGGAUACAUCAGGGCAAUACAUUUCUGUAUCUGGGUAUAAUCAGAUGCAAAGUACCCUUGAGUCUUGUCCACUCUCCUAAAUGAAACUGGAAAUGUGUGAUAUAGGACCGAGCACACUUGGGGCUACAUCCACCCCUGAAGGUCCGACAGAGGGAAUGUGUGGUGGCAACAUGGGAGAUUGAAGCACAUGAAAAUGGUGUGUGCUUGCCUUGGGAUUACCAGGCUUAACGAAAUCCAAGUAGAAGCAACUUUCUACCCCAACUGUUUUUAGGAAUAUAGAUGUACUAAUACAGAUUUCUAGGCUUCGGUACCUGAUGUAAAUACACUGAGUAGUACCCUUUUCAAGAUGUAUUAACUGCUGA
Triticum dicoccoides is the source of this 6292-nucleotide messenger RNA. RefSeq names its product transcription termination factor MTEF18, mitochondrial-like. Bases 36 to 1790 code for a protein of 584 amino acids. Gene Ontology annotation, molecular function: double-stranded DNA binding. NCBI's taxonomy places the organism in Eukaryota, Viridiplantae, Streptophyta, Magnoliopsida, Poales, Poaceae. Gene Ontology annotation, biological process: regulation of DNA-templated transcription. The transcript has 7 exons. The record is from RefSeq and is a predicted model, not a curated record.